AUGGGCCGUGGACUAGCUGCUCGUGAGGCCUGGGGCAACUGGUGUGAGUUUUUCCUCACUACUCUUGGCUACAUGGUUGGCAUCGGCAAUAUAUGGCGGUUUCCUUAUAUCUGCUACUCAAAUGGUGGAGGUGCUUUUCUUAUCCCAUUUAUCAUCUUUAUGUUUGUCUGUGCGGUGCCAGUGGUUUUUCUGGAAAUGUCAUACUCGCAGUUCGCCAGCUUAGGACCAGGCAGGGCGUGGAGGAUCUGUCCCCUGUUUAAAGGUGUCGGUGUAGGCAUGUCGCUGGUCAUUGGCAUUGUCGCUAUUUACUACAACGUUGUCAUCGCCUGGGCCCUCUACUACCUUUACAUGUCACUCAGGCGAGAGCUUCCGUGGAACAUGUGCGACAAUAAUUGGAACACGCCCAACUGCUCCCUACGCUUGGGUCACGUGGACAAUUCAACCAAUCACACAUCGUUCCUUGUGUCUUCUGCUUCAAACCUCAACCAGUCGUUUCACGCCAAAACUCCGACGGAGGAAUUUUGGACGCAUCACGUGUUGGAGAUGUCCAACGGGAUAGAGACGCUUGGCAACAUUCGGUGGCCGCUCUUUAUCUGUCACGUGAUCACCUGGGUUGUCGUUUUCCUCUGUGCGCUGAAGGGAAUCAAGAGUUUCGGGAAGGUAGCUUACUUUACGGCGACAGCCCCCUACCUCUUGCUCAUCAUUUUGCUCAUCAGAGGCGCCAUGUUGCCGGGAGCCAUGGACGGACUGAAAUAUUACCUCAUCCCGCAGUGGGAUAAACUGAAAGAGAUCAAGGUGUGGACGGCAGCAGCCAUGCAGAUCUUCUACUCUGUGGGAUGUGGUGGGGGUGGGUCGGUCACCCUGGCCAGCUAUAACAAAUUCAACAACAAUAUCAUCAGGGACGCGCUUCUCUUCCCCUUGAUGGACACGGCUACGUGCCUGCUCUGCGGUCUCGUUAUCUUCGUGGUUCUCGGGUACAUGUCUCACGCUACAGGCUUGCCUAUAGACAGUGUCGUUGCUGAAGGUCCGGGCAUUGCGUUUAUGGUGUACCCCGAGGCGCUAGCACAGCUGCCCCUGGCUCCCAUGUGGUCCGCCUUCUUCUUCCUGGUGCUCUUCAUGGUCGGACUAGACUCGCAGUUCGUCCACGUAGAGAUCGUUGUUGGCUGCUUGACUGACAUGUUCCCGCAGUACCUCCGGACUCGGAAGAUGCUGACCAACAGCGUUUUUAUCCUCAUAGCCUUCUUCCUGGCUAUACCGUGUCUCACUCAGGGUGGUGUUUACGUCCUCCAGGUUAUGGACUGGUAUGCUUUGGGCUUCAGUGCAACAACAUUGGCCUCAGUGGAGAUGCUGGUCAUAUCGUAUAUCUACGGAGUGGACCGAUUGUUUGCGGACAUUGAGGUUAUGAUUGGGAGGAAACCAUCGAGAAUCUGGAAACCGUUUUUAUUGUUCCUUACUCCAGCCACAAUUCUUUUCAUCCUGCUCAGCUCUAUGGCCAUGCACCAACCGGUACGGUAUGGAGACUACAGUUACCCUGGCUACGCCAUCUCUUUUGGUUGGUUCACCGCCGUGGUGUCCUUGUUUCCCAUUCCGCUUUUUGCUCUGUGGCAGAUCGCGAGAUCUCGCGGGUCUUUCAUAAAGCGCGUGGUCCAUUCACUGUCACCAAGCCGGAAUUGGGGACCAAACAACAUGGCGGACAGAGAGGUGUACAUGAAGAGUUUACGGCGAGAUGUAGGCAGUAUAGUCGGCUGUUUCGGCAGGCUAAAGAAACCAGACGAGGGUUCCCAUAGCAAGGCAGUUACCAUGCAGAUGAUGGAAAAAGAUGAAAUAGUCAAUAGUGUAUGA
Molecule: messenger RNA, 1842 nt
Organism: Liolophura sinensis
Lineage: Eukaryota; Metazoa; Mollusca; Polyplacophora; Chitonida; Chitonidae
Product: sodium- and chloride-dependent glycine transporter 1-like
Exons: 13
Coding region: 1-1842 (613 amino acids)
Biological process (GO): sodium ion transmembrane transport; nitrogen compound transport; amino acid import across plasma membrane
Cellular component (GO): plasma membrane
Molecular function (GO): amino acid:sodium symporter activity
Source: RefSeq, a predicted model, not a curated record